AUGUCUACUCCAUUCUACUUCCUCCUCUCCCUCUUCCUCUUCCUCUUCUUCAACUUCCAUGCUGCCAAUCCUUCUCCUCCUCCUCCUCCUCCUCCUCCAUGCCCUACAGCCCAGAUCUCAUGUGGAGGUAUCACUUGGGCUAUUAAGCCUCCUUUCUUCACAAACAGUACCACAGCUUCAGACCUGCAGUGUCAAAAGCUUCACCUCAUCCAGUGCGUGUAUCAGAGACUACUGGUCCAGUUCUAUGGCACAGGACUCUUCUAUAUUGUUAGAAAUAUCUCAUAUUUUGAUCGGACAAUUCGAGUCGACGAGCUCGACCUUUACUCCAGCACUUGGAAUUCUAGCUGUUCUUUCCUCUACAGUUUCAAGAAUCCCAGCCCUAUUAGUAAUCUUAGCCGACUUACUUUACACAUAAAUGCCACCCUCUCUUCAUUCAACUGCAGUAUGCUGGAGAAUGAAUAUAAUAAUUACCAGAACAUCUUUGGCAGCCAUCUCCUUGGUCCUCUUUCUUGCCAGAAUUACACCCUUUUCUUUUCCCAAAAUCCGGAAGAUCAACACGAGCGUAGUCAUCUUCCUGCAUAUUGUUCGCGCAAUAUUUGGGAUCCUCGGUUCCGCUGGAAUUUGUCAUUUGCGGGAGAUUCUGAUAGCAUCUCUGUGCUAUCGGGCGGUUUCUCUCACGAGUGGGAUCUUCACCCAGAUUGCUUCAGUUGCCAAGUUACUGCUGAUAGUAGCUGCGCUACGAGUGCAGAUUCACGCGAUCCAAAUCCCCCGUGCGGAUGCGCCAAGCAAUGCCAUAUUGCAAAAGGGAGUAAGAAGUUGGGAAAAUGGAUUAUAAUAGGAGCCUCGGUGGGUGCAGCAACUGCACUGUUUCUAUCCGUCACGUUCAUUUUGCACUGCAGGCGCAAGAGGAGUAGUAGUAAGCAGGGCUUGCUCUCCUCGAAUCGCCUCAUCAGUAACCUUCCCUUUGAGCCACAACACUACAUCGACCCUGAACUGUGCAGCACCAAUUACCAGACCCACAUCUUCUCCUACGCCGAGCUUCACGAGGCCACCGACGGCUUCUCUUCCUCUCAAGAACUCGGCGCCGGCGGCUUCGGCACCGUCUACAAAGGGCAGCUUCGAGAUGGUCGAACGGUCGCCGUGAAGCGCUUGUACGAGGCCAACUGCAGGCAAGCGGAGCAGUUCAUGAACGAGAUCAACAUCCUCUCCCACCUCCGCCACCAAAAUCUCGUCAGCCUCUACGGCUGCACCUCCCGAAGCUGCCGUCAGCUCCUCCUCGUCUACGAGUUCAUGCCCAACGGCACCGUGGCCGACCACCUGCACGGGCCCCGGGCGUGCGAGCGGCGACUCACGUGGCCUCUCCGAAUGCGGAUCGCCGUCGAGACCGCCGACGCCCUCGCCUAUCUCCACUCCGUCGCCCCGCCCAUCGUCCACCGCGACGUCAAAACCAAGAACAUCCUUCUCGACGCCGACUUCCACGUGAAGGUCGCCGACUUCGGGCUGUCGCGGCUGUUCCCGACGGACGCCACCCACGUGUCGACCGCGCCCCAGGGCACGCCAGGCUACGUGGACCCGGAGUACCAUGCGUGCUUCCAGCUCACCGACAAGAGCGACGUCUAUAGCUUCGGGGUAGUCUUGGUGGAGCUCGUGUCGUCGAAGCUGGCGGUGGAUCUCGGCAGGUGUCGGGACGAGAUCAUUCUCGCGAACAUGGCGAUCGACAGGAUCCAACGACGCGAGUUGGCGCAGUUGGCGGACCCAGCUCUUGGAUACGGCUCGGAUCGGGCGACGAGGAAGAUGAUCACCGUGGUCGCGGAGCUCGCAUUUAGGUGCUUGCAACGUGACAGGGAGAUGAGGCCAUCAAUAAAGGAGGUUCUUGAGGUGCUGAGAGGGAUAGAAGAUGGUGCUUGCGAGAUGGGGAAAGAGGAAGACGGCAACGUCGUCGGCGGCGCAGGGGACGACGCCGGAUUGCUUAAGAACUCGGCAGCAUUUUCGCCGGAUUCUGUAACACACAAGUGGGUGAGUAGGUCCACUACACCAAACACUAGUGAGUAAGUUAAAUCUGCGACGUUGGUGUACGUGCCAGCUAGUCCGGUUCUUGUUAUAUAGCUAAUCUUACAUAUACAGUGCCCUGUAUGGUUUGAA
This is a messenger RNA of Ananas comosus (pineapple), 2142 nucleotides long. RefSeq names its product LEAF RUST 10 DISEASE-RESISTANCE LOCUS RECEPTOR-LIKE PROTEIN KINASE-like 1.1. Bases 1 to 2052 code for a protein of 683 amino acids. The record is from RefSeq and is a predicted model, not a curated record. Gene Ontology annotation, molecular function: protein kinase activity; ATP binding. Gene Ontology annotation, biological process: protein phosphorylation. Lineage: Eukaryota; Viridiplantae; Streptophyta; Magnoliopsida; Poales; Bromeliaceae. The transcript is spliced from 4 exons.